Molecule: messenger RNA, 1069 nt
Organism: Lucilia cuprina (Australian sheep blowfly)
Lineage: Eukaryota; Metazoa; Arthropoda; Insecta; Diptera; Calliphoridae
Product: peritrophin-44-like
Exons: 2
Coding region: 38-1069 (343 amino acids)
Cellular component (GO): extracellular region
Molecular function (GO): chitin binding
Source: RefSeq, a predicted model, not a curated record
CAAACAGUAACACGAGUUCAUCACGAUUAACUACGAAAUGUUUAAAGUCAAUUUUCUUUUCCUUAUGACUGGCUCAUUGUUUAGCCUUCUGGCAGCCCAGUCCAUUAACAUAGAUUUGUUGUGUUCCUUGGCACCCAAUACCACAAUUCUACAGCCCAAUAGUUGUACAGAAUGGUUAAAAUGUCCCAGUACUAUAGGAGCAACUGAUAUGGAAAAGGGUUCUUGUGUUGUUGGCAUGUACUUUAAUAAAAAUACGGGCAAAUGUGAUAAUAAGGAGAAUGUUCAGUGUCCUUUUGAAAUUAGCACCAAAAAUCGUUGUUCUUCGGCAACUGAAGGCUCAUUCUUAGUAGAUGAGAACAAUUGCCGUGGUUACAUCUAUUGUCAAAAUGGUGUAGAAAUUAAAUCAGUUUGCCCUCAAAAUUUAGUAUUUGAUCCCGAUAACAAGGCUUGUGUUUAUCAACAUCAAUAUAAGUGCCCCCUAGGUAUAAACAAAAAUGGCAGCAAUCCUCUCUGCUUGUCUUUGCCCGACAAUAUGUUCUUUGCCCAUCAAGACGAUUGCUCUAAAUAUAGUCAAUGUCAAAAGGGUGUGCUCUCCACCCAUUCCUGUAAUAAAAAUUUUGCCUGGGAUUAUGUAGAAGGUAAUUGUGUGCCUUUGGAAGAAGCUGUCUGUUUGCCUACAGCUCAAAAACCCGAACCAGAACUUAAGGUAUGUGUGGAUCGUGUUGGUCCUGUUCCUGAUGAUCAUUCCUGCAGCGGUUAUUAUUUCUGCCGCCAAAUGUCUAAUGAUACUCACGAUCGUAAGCCAGAACAUUUUACUUGUGCAGCGGGUACCUUCUUCGAUUCGAACACACUUUCGUGUCGCAAUCGUUUAAAUGUAAAAUGUUCUCUGGAUCGUUGUGAGGGUAUGGGUAAUAAAUAUGUUAAUGUUGCUGGAGAUUGCAGUUCGUAUGUCUUGUGUCAAAAUGGUGUGGCUGGUGUACGAAAUUCCUGUCCCAAAGAUCAUUAUUUUGAUGAGCGUACCCAAGGUUGUACACCCCAGGUUGUCAGCUUUGCAGCUUGUGCGCCUUAA